AUGUUCUCUAAGACUCCCCCCGAGAGUGAAGGCUUGUCUGUAGAGGUGGGUGUCAGCAACCGAGAUCGGCCUCGUCCUUACAGACGACUGACUUCAACCGGAGACAAGCUUCACUGCUACUUUUGUAAGACGUGCGGAACCCGCCUCGUCCACGCUACACCCUCCAAGAAUGUCGUCUCCGUCAGAGGCGGCUGCAUCGAAGGCCUAGACUGGUCGACAGCCAUACACCUAUGGACAAAGUCCGCCAUGGUGCCCAUUCCCGAGGGCUGCGAGACCCAUUCGGAAAGCUCGCCCAGCACGGAUUAUGGCGAGACUCAAGAGGUACUGGACCAACCCGGGGAUCUAGCCUGCAGCGGAUAG
Parascedosporium putredinis is the source of this 360-nucleotide messenger RNA. The record is from the annotation of a GenBank genome assembly. NCBI's taxonomy places the organism in Eukaryota, Fungi, Ascomycota, Sordariomycetes, Microascales, Microascaceae.